UGGAAGAGACGCAAAUACAUGGAGAAUCACUCUGAACAAAGCACGGAAUGUCCCGCUACUUCAGACAACAGCGACUGUCAGAGGGUUGACCAAUAUGGAUUUAAGAGAUCUGAUUUCAACUACGAAUCCUAUGAGGAGCUGAUGUCUGACUAUUUAGCUGUUGUCACUAGAAGGUCCGAAAAGUGGUCAAAGCUUUUGCAGGGCACUGGAAAAAUGGAGAAGAAUCUGAAAGUGAAGCGAUAUGUGAGGAAAGGGAUUCCGUGUGAACACCGCACCGAAAUCUGGAUGGCGUUCAGUGGAGCCCAAGACCAGUUGGAAAGGAAUCCUGGCUACUAUCAGUCUCUAUUAAAGACAGAGCAGCAUGACCCUAAAAUAGAAGAGGUCAUCCAUGCUGAUAUGCACAGAACCUUCCCUGACAACAUUCAGUUUCAUGACUCCUCCCAGUCAUGUUUACAGAAAGCCUUGUUUAAUGUACUUCUGGCUUACGGACACCACAAUAAGGAUGUUGGUUACUGUCAGGGAAUGAACUUUAUUGCCGGCUACCUCCUCAUCAUUACCAAAGAUGAAGAGAAGUCAUUUUGGUUAAUGGAUGCUUUAAUCGGCAGGAUCUUACCAGAUUAUUACACACAAACAAUGUUGGGGCUUAAAGUGGAUCAAGAGGUGCUUGGUGAGCUUGUCAAAAGCAAGGCUCCUUCUGUUUGGCAGACCAUGAUUCGGCAUGAUGUAAUGUGGACCCUGGUGGUCUCGCGCUGGUUCAUCUGCCUAUAUGUUGACAUCCUUCCUGUAGAGACGGUACUAAGAAUAUGGGACUGUCUGUUCUAUGAGGGAUCCAAGAUUCUGUUCCGUGUGGCUUUGACUCUGAUUCGACACAAUCAGAUCCUCAUCUCACAGGCAAAGAGUCUACCAGAAAUCUGUGAAGGCUUUAAACAGAUCACUCGUGGAGAGUAUGUAGAGAACUGCCACUCAUUCAUGCAGAAAAUCUUUAUGGAGCCAGGAGGUCUCUCUACAGCAACAAUCACCAAACUCAGGAAGAUGUGUAGAAAUAACAUUACUUCUGAGAGCCAAUAACCAUCCUUCGCAACUAAAUGGUGAACAGUUCUGACUACACGCAAGAUAUGAGUCUGUUAUUCUGUUAUAUCUGGACAAAAAGUAAUUGCAUGGUAAUGCUUUACAUGAAUUCUUUAAAAUAUGCUACCAGUUUGGAGAUGGUAAGACUUCUUUUUUAUUUUUGAAUGAAGUGUAAUGCUCACUAAGAAUUGUAUAACUAACAGAAUUAUUAUUAGUUUAUAAAAAUGGUCAUAUUCCAUUUUAAAAAAGUUAAUUUUCAGCCGUCGUUUCUUUGUUUGCUUCAGAAAGGUCUUAUUUUUGGCAAAAACAAAUGUUACAAAAUCUUUAUGACCGUAUUCUGAAAAUACAAAGAUUUCUUAAAAGAUAUUUUGAGGAAUUUUAAGAACAAUAAACAUUUCUUCCUGGUCUAUUUGAUUUCUGUUACAGAUACGAAGCAGUUUUCUAUGGAAGGCCAUUUCGUGCCACUAAAUAAUAAAAAA
This is a messenger RNA of Danio aesculapii, 1547 nucleotides long. RefSeq names its product growth hormone regulated TBC protein 1b (gene grtp1b). The record is from RefSeq and is a predicted model, not a curated record. Lineage: Eukaryota; Metazoa; Chordata; Actinopteri; Cypriniformes; Danionidae. The coding region runs from base 19 to 1068 and encodes 349 amino acids. The transcript is spliced from 8 exons.